Molecule: messenger RNA, 5579 nt
Organism: Anolis carolinensis (green anole)
Lineage: Eukaryota; Metazoa; Chordata; Lepidosauria; Squamata; Anolidae
Product: olfactory receptor 51E2
Exons: 2
Coding region: 96-1295 (399 amino acids)
Biological process (GO): G protein-coupled receptor signaling pathway
Cellular component (GO): plasma membrane
Molecular function (GO): olfactory receptor activity; G protein-coupled receptor activity
Source: RefSeq, a predicted model, not a curated record
ACCUUCUUUUUCCUGGGAACCUCCGAAGGCACUUGUUAUUUUUUUUUCCCCCCUUCCAAAAAUAAAGGGACAGAGUCCAUCUGCUCUUCUACUUUAUGUUGAUUUUUAGGUUGUAUUCCCUAUUUUGGGAAGGAAUUUUCCUCCUUGAGAGAGAGAGAGAGCGCCGGGCUGGCUCUGGGUUCCCAACCGAAAGGGAUCUAUCUGGACAGGGAUCCACUCCGGUCCUGGCCACUCCUGGGAUCCAGAAAGGCCACUGGGAUGACCGAGAAGACCCUCAAAGCCCCCGAGGCCUCCGUCCGGCCUCCCCGUCUCCGGACAUGACCUCCCCCCCAGCGAACGUGACCUGUGUCCUGCGGCCGCCGUCUUUCACCCUGCGCGGCCUCUCCGGCCAGGAGGCCGCCGACUUCUGGCUGGCCUUCCCCUUGUUGGCGCUGUACUUGGUGUCCGUGGUGGGCAACGCCACCAUCGUGUGGGUGGUCCGGGCAGAGGCCUCGCUCCACGCGCCCAAGUACCUCUUCCUGGGCAUGCUGGCCGGCGUGGACCUGGCGCUGGCCACGUGCACCAUGCCCCGCAUGCUCUCCCUCUUCUGGCUGGACGACCGGACCAUCGGCUACGGCGCCUGCCUGCUCCAGAUGUUCUUCAUCCACUCGCUCUCGGGCGUGGAGUCCACGGUGCUGCUGGCCAUGGCCGUCGACCGCUACGUGGCCAUCUGCCGCCCGCUGCAGUACUCGGCCCUGCUGACCCGCUCGCGGGCGGCCAAAGUGGGCCUGGGUGCCGUGGCCCGGAGCCUGGCCUUCUUCCUGCCGCUGCCGCCCAUGGUUGACCGGCUGGCCUUCUGCGGCCGCAGCCAGCUGGCGCACCCCUUCUGCCUCCACCAGGACCUGAUGACCCUGUCCUGCCACCCCGCGCCCACGCUGCCCAACCGGGUCUACGGCCUGGCGGCCAUCCUGCUGGUCAUGGGCCUGGACGGACUGCUGGUCUUCCUCUCCUACCUGCUCAUCCUGGCCGCCGUCCUGCGCCUGCCCACCCGGGAGGAGCGCUGCCGGGCCGCCUCCACCUGCCUGGCCCACGUCUGCAUGGUCCUGGCCUUCUACGUCCCGCUGGUGGGGCUCUCCGUGGUCCACCGCCUGGGAGAUGGGAGCCACCACCCCGUGCUCCACGUCACCCUCAGCUGCCUCUACCUGCUCCUGCCCCCCGUCCUCAACCCCAUUGUCUAUGGGGCACGCAUGACCGAGAUCCGGCACAGGGCCCUCAAGAUGGUGGGCAGGAGGCCACUGAGACCCCAGGCCCACUGACUGUAGAGGGAAGAAAGCUGGGUAGUCUGUGGGAGAUGCCCAGGCCCAUAGCAUUUCAGGGGGAUGUUUGGCAUCUAUGGCAGAACAGAACACAAGGGAAGGGUGCUGGGCCCAUAACCUAUAAAAAGACUACUCAGUAUCUAUAGAAGAAUAGAGUGCAAUGGAACUAUUCUGGGACCAUAACCUGUGGGAGGAAAAUUUAGUAUCCAUAGGAAAGAAGUAUGCAAUGGAAGAGUGCUGGGCCCAUAACCUCAAAACGUGUUCUUCAGACGAGGAAAGGGAGCAGGAAAGUGUUCAUGAGUCAAAGGGGCAGUUGGAAAUUGAGGAAGAGAUUUUGCAAGUACCCACAUUUCAGGAGAGGCGAAAGGAAACAGAGCAGAGACGUUGUUCAGCUAGAAUAGCUGCCAGAAAUGCAGCUGAGUAAUUAGGAACUGCCCUAGCAGCUGUGAAGGGACUCAGGGCUGUAAAGCAGAAGCAGGUGCAGCCAGCUCUUGCUGGUAACAAACUGACUCUAAUGCCUAAGCCUUCGCUCCCCUUGUGCCUGCUUCGAGUCUGCAUCUGGGAAACUGCUCCUAAGGUUUUAUUGCUGUUUCUUUGUCUGAAGCAAGACUGCUAUGUGAUUUGGAAACUGUGUGUGCCCUAAGACCUCCUUGCUUUCUUUUACAUUAUUCCACUGAAUGUGCUGUUCUUUAUGUUUUGCUGAAGUAAAGCAGUUUUCAUUUACAUACCACAGUGUUUUAAGGCUGUUCUUGAAAGACAAAACAGGACAAAAAGACUAUUUGGUAUCUAUAGAAUAGUAGAGCGCACUGGAACUAUCCUCGGACCAUAACCUGUGAGAGGAAUAUUUGGUAUCUAUAGCAUAGCGGAAUACAAUGGAAGAGUGCUGGGCCCAUAACCUAUAAAAAAGUCUGUUUGGUAUCUAGAGAUGAGUAGAGAGCAAUGCAAGGAUUCUGAGACCAUAACUGUUAUGAAUAUUGGUAUCUAUAGCAGAGCACAGUGGAAGAGUGCUGGGUCCAUAACAUUUAAAAAGACUGUUUGCUAUCUAUCAAUGAGUAGAGCACAAUGGAAUAUUCUGAGACCAUAACCUGUGAGAAAAAUAUUUGGCAUCUAUAGCAGCGCAGAACACAAGGGAAGAGUGCUGGGCCCAUAAAAAGACUGUUCAGUAUCUAGAGAUUAGUAGAGAGCAAUGGAAGUAUUCUGGGACCAUAACUAUUAGGAAUAUUUUUGAUCUAGAGUGGAGCAGGACACAGUGGAAGAGUGCUGGGCCUAUAUGACUAUUUGGUAGCCAUAGGAAUAGAGCGCAAUGGAAGUAUUCUGAGACCAUAAGUGUUAUGAAUAUUGGUAUCGAUAACAGAGCUGGGCCCAUCUAUAUAUAUAAAAGAGUGAUGGCAUCACGGCGAUUCACAAAACAACAAAAGUACAGGCCCCCCAACCUCAAAAUUUGACAACACAACCCAUCAUCCACGCCUCAAGGUUGAUACAACAAAAAGAAAAGAAAAAGAAAGUCCUAAUUAGAGGGAGAGCAAUAAUUUUUUUAUCCAAUUGCUGCCAGUUUAGAGGGCUAAUCUCUGCCCACUUGGUUGCCUAGCAACCAGCCAAGGGACAGCCAGGUUUCAGUUAGGGGACAGGCAGAUUUAGGCCUCACUUAGGCUUCUUCCACGGAUUAUCUAAUUUGCACUGGAUUAUAUGGCAGUGUAGACUCAAGGCCCUUCCACACAGCUAUAUAACCCAUUUAUAAUCUUAUAUUAUCUGCUUUGCACUGGAUUAUCUUGACUCCACACUACCAUAUAAUCCACUUCAGUGUGCAUUUUAUACAGCUGUGAAGAAGGGGCCUCAGAUAAUCCAGUUCUGAGCAGAUAAUAUAAGAUUAGAAAUAUACAGUAGAGUCUCACUUAUCCAACGCAAACAGGCCGGCAGGAUAAGUGAAUAUGUUGGAUAAUAAGAAGGGAUUCAGGAAAAGCCAAUUAAACAUCAAAUUAGGUAAUCGUUAUACAAAUUAAGCACCAAAACAUCAUAUGAUACAACAAAUUUGACAGAAAAAGUAGUUCCAUGCGCAGUAAUGCUAUGUAGUAUUUACAGUAGAGUCUCGCUUAUCCAACGUUCUGGAUUAUCCAACGCAUUUUUGUAGUCAAUGCUUUUAAUAUAUCGUGAUAUUUUGGUGCUAAAUUCAUAAAUCCAGUAAUUUCUACAUAGAAUUACUGUGUAUUGAACUACUUUUUCUUCCAAAUUUGUUGUCUAACAUGAUGUUUUGGUCCUUAAUUUGUGAAAUCAUAACUUAAUUUGAUGUUUAAUAGGCUUAUCCUUAAUCCCUCCUUAUUAUCCAACAUAUUCGCUUAUCCAACAUUCUGCCGGCCCGUUUAUGUUGGAUAAGUGAGACUCUACUGUACUGUAUUUACAAAUUUACCACUAAAAUAUCACAAUGAAUUUAAAACACUGACUACAAAAACAUUGAUUAUGAAAAGGCAGACUGCGUUGGAUAAUCCAGAACAUUGUAUAAGCGAAUGUUGGAUAAGUGAGAUUCUUCUUUAAUAUGAAAUAAUUACUGGGAUAGAAUAAUGCAGAACAAUAUAAUCUCUAAAACCAGGACAGUAAAUAAACAGGGGAAUUCCACACAGGAAACAAUCAGGGCCAGCUAACACCUCCCAACAAAGUAUUCCCAUCAUCAAAGUCUGGCAAAUCCUCUGUUUUCUCAUGGCCACAGACAGUAGAAGCACAUAAAAUAUCGCAAACAACACCACUCUGAAAACAAGGGAAUUCCAGACAGGAAACAAUCAGGGCCAGCUAACACCUCCCAACAAAGUAUUCCCAUCAUCAAAGUCUGGAAAAUCCUCUGUUUUCUCAGGGCCACAGACAGUAGAAGCACAUAAAAUAUCGCAAACAACACCACUCUGAAAACAAGGGAAUUCCAGACAGGAAACAAUCAGGGCCAGCUAACACCUCCCAACAAAGUAUUCCCAUCAUCAAAGUCUGGCAAAUCCUGUUUUCUCAGGGCCACAGACAGUAGAAGCACAUAAAAUAUCGCAAACAACAUCACUCUGAAAACAAGGGAAUUCCAGACAGGAAACAAUCAGGGCCAGCUAACACCUCCCAACAAAGUAUUCCCAUCAUCAAAGUCUGGCAAAUCCUGUUUUCUCAGGGCCACAGACAGUAGAAGCACAUAAAAUAUCGCAAACAACACCACUCUGAAAACAAGGGAAUUCCAGACAGGAAACAAUCAGGGCCAGCUAACACCUCCCAACAAAAAAUUCACUCAGGGAAGAAACAGCCAGGCUUUAAAGCUGCAAGGCCAUUACAUCCUAAUCAUUUUUCCUAAUUGCAGCAUUCAUACUUGCCUCCAACAAACAAAAGAAACCAAUCAGAAAUAUUGUAUAUUCACGACCUUUAGGAAAUAAUAUCCCCUGAUGGCGCAGCGUGUUAAAGCGCUGAGCUGCUGAACUUCUGGACCGAAAGGCCACAGGUUUGAAUUGGGGGAGCGGAGAGAGCCCCCACUGUUAGCCCCAGCUUCUGCCAACCCAGAAGUUCAAAAACAUGCAAAUGUGAGUGCAUCAAUAGGUACUGCUCCGGCGGGAAGGUAACGCCGCUCCAUGCAGUCAUCCCACAUGACCUUGGAGGAGUCUAUGGACAACGCCGGCUCUUUGGCUUAGAAAUGGAGAUGAGCACCAACCUCCAGAGUCAGACACGACUGGACUUAAUGUCUGGGGAAAGCCUUUAUCCUUGACCUUAACUACCACCAAUUCCUCAAUACUUUAUUUCCCAGACCACCAGACUUCGCCACAGCAACGCGUGGCCGGGCACAGCUAGUAACCUCUAAAAAGACUAUUUGGUAUCUAUAGACAAGUAGAAUGCAAUGGAAGUAUUCUGGGACCAUAACCUGUGGGAGGAAUAUUUGGUAUCUAUAGCAGAGCAGAAUGCAAUGGGGGAAUGCUGUGUCCAUCACCUGUAUGAAUAGUAUUUGGUAUCUAUAGUAGAAUAGAGCACAGUGGAAGUAUUCUGGGCCCAUAACCUGUAGGAGAAAUAUUUGGUAUUUAGAGCAGAAUAGAAGCAGCAAAGGCAUCUUCAGCCCACGAUAUUUAGGAAGGAUGUUAGAGAAUAUGUAUAACAAUUUCCCCCCUCUCCACACCCCUGGUGAUACCACAGACUCAAGAAUAGAAUUCAUUUACUAACAAAACUCCAUAACCAACAUAUCAUAUAUUUUUUUAUUAUCUCCCAUCUUUCCACCCCUUCCUUUGCUUCCCUUUCUUUUAUGUCAUAAAACUGUGGAAAUGAAAUAAAUUAUAAUUUAAA